GGAAAAGAGAGACCCGAAAAAGAGGCGCGCCAUGCGGUUCUGUGUACGCCAUGCUGCUGCAGACAAGAGUUGAUCGAUGCGGUCGUUGUUAACACGAAGCACCGGCGCCUUCGGGCGGAGAGGGCGACAGGACAAUGCAGGAGCAGCCGCCAGCAGCCAUUCCGUGGCCUCGUGUAGCAGCGCCGACAGCUGGGUGCGGUUCAUCUGCCGACUGGUCGAUGAGCGCCAUAGCGACAUCCAGGCGGAAGAUGGGCUGGAUGUCGGCUACCAUAGCGGGUGGGAGAGGGCUUCUCGGCGACUGGAGAGGCUGGCGGCGCUGCCCUUAGAUGAUGGUGGGCAGAAAGGCGAAUAGAAAUGAAAGUCUUGCUCGCAUCUCUGUGUGUGCGCUGUGUGUGUGGGUCAAUCAGUUGUGGAGCUGUUUCGGGAAAUAGGCGGGCAUCCCUCGAUUAGCGAUGGUGCCGCCGAAAUGGUCAUCGAGUGGUUUGGCAGGUGGCUAGAGCAGACGCGGCUGGUGCACAUGUACGCCACAGCCGACGAGCGAGCAAGAGAACAGCCACUGCCGGGGCAGCCACAAAGUCAGUCAGUGAGAACCACACAGCAGCUGAGAAACCUUCUUUUCACUCCCCCCCUGUUGAUCCAUCCACGCAUCCUUCCCUCGUCUGUCUGUCUGUUGUGUGGUCAGUUCCUCACUCAUUAGUGCUUGCGGCGGCGCGUGGUUUCUUCUCUCCCACCCGGCUGCUCCUCUUGGCGCUUCUUCGGGCCAUCUACUUGUCAUCGGCCCACCCGCCAGGCUUCUUCACCCCCGAGCCAUUCGACAUGGAGUUGCCAAGGUCGGAAGGGCCAUCAGAUGAGUUGAAUCCCCCGCGCACUCACGACGGCAGACGUGACCCCAAGCGGCCGCCAUCGCCCCCCUCUCCCCUUCCACCCUCCUCCCCGCCGACCAAGGGCGGCGCCGCCAGUGAGCCGUCAGUGCCCUACCGCCCCUCUCAGUUCAUCAGAUGGCUGCUAAGCAUAGCGGAGGAACAGGCGCUCGUUGUCGACUACCGGCCGCAACCGAGAGAAAAGGAGAGGGGCCCGACUCGGAAUCCGGGGCCGCCACCACCAGCAGCAGCAGCAGCAGCGGCGGCGGCUGCAGGGGCAGCUAGCGAGUCGGCCGGGUCUGUGUGUCGGCAUAUGGGGGCCCUGGACCUGGGCGACGACUCGCGAUCGUCGAGCGGACGGGGCCUGGCCGUCUGCUAUGCGUUGAGAUGUCUGAGCGAGCCGGGUAUGGCGAUAGCGACACUGCCCUCCCUCUCCUCGCUCAUCGCAUCAGCCGCAUUCAGCUCAUCGGCCAUGAGCGACACCCUCCCCACAUCGCCCCUCCCUCCCCCAUCCAGGCGGCCGUCGCGGCUCCACACCGCACGCUCAGCGCCGCCUACCCGCCCUGACAAGGCCAGCACUGCUGGUGAGGACUGCCCGAUGCUUCAGGCACAAGAGAAGCAGCCCCAAGACCUGCCGCCACGCAAGAGUGCCGGCGUGGCGCGGGCGGCGGCCGGGAGCGGUGCCCUGCCCCCCAUUCCCCCCCUCCCCCCUUUUGCAGCACUCCAGGCAGAGGACGGUCCCGAUCUCGGCGACCCCUGCGUGUCACCCGAGCGACGUGAUCGACGGCCAGGUCGCGACGAGAGCCUCGGACGGUCGUCGCUGCCGCGAGAGGGGCCGGUGAAGCCGCUGAUGCUGCUCAUGGGUCUCCUCAUGCAGUGGCUUGAGUCGGAGAGCGAGGACAUCGAGAUCACCGGCAGGGGGCAGGCCAGAUGGCUCCGCGACAAGGGCAAGAAGGGCGGCGGCGGCGGCUCGGAUGCGUCCCCGCAGCAGAUCAUGGCCCUGUGCAGCGCCAUGGCGUCAUCGUCAAGCUGCAGCGACGGACGGCGGGUCCUCCACGACGCGCAGCAGAUGCUCUCGGCCACUGCCCAGCGAUACGCCCAAUACGAAGACGACGAACAGGAGCUCUCCCACGGCAAGAAGAAGAGCAGGGCGGCAAAGCACAAGGCGGCCUCGUCCGGCAGCCCAGAGCCGCGGCCAAGGGGAGCCCAUCUCGCCGACGAUGCCCGCACGGGAGGCGUCUCGGUGUCGCAGCUUGGGCAGACGGCAAAGCAGCUGAGGCGGGCUCGAUACGCUGGCUGCGGGGUGGUUGUCGGCAGGAAGGGCGGCAAGGGCGGCGGGGGGGACGGCUACUACGCGCCGCCGGAGGAGAGCGAGGCCCUGUGGGUGGCGGUCGCCACGUGCCUGGCCAGACUGGUCCGGAUGGCACUCAGGUGAGAGAGAGCGAUGGACGACGCACAACGCAACACGAUCGUCCUUCGUGUACACCCCUGCCUGCUGUGCGUGUGUGUGUGUCCUUGUCAGCCGUCGUGCUUCGUCUGCCGACAGUCGCCUUGAGCGUCACGUGCUGCCGUGUCUAGAGGUGUUGUGCACCAUGCUGCUAUCGCGCGAGGACCUGCCCGUGGCCGCCGUGAGGGCCUUCGUCGACAGGCUGGCGGAGGGGGCAUCAAUCGCACUGAGGCUGGGAGAGGUGAGCCACACAACGAAUCUUGACAGACGGAUGUGAGAAUUGAUGUGGCGUGAUUGAUGUUCUGUGUGUGUCGGGUCGUGUCGUGUCUGUCAUCCAUCAGAGUGUACCGUCGCUUCGUCGCUGGCCGGCACUGGAGGUCCUGCUCGACAAGCAACGUUCCCAUGUCCUCACACGAUGUUUCAGGGUACGCACCACAUCACAUCACAUCACACCGCUGCCCACCCCACACACGUCAUGCAUGCCUCUGUCUUUCUUUCUGUGGUCGUCCUUCAGACUUGGUGUGACGUGCAGUUCUCCCUCUCACAGAUUUCCCACCCCAGCCGCUCCUCCCACGAGGCCCGUGGGUUCGUCCACGACGUUGCACAAGACUUCCUCGCGCCACACAUGGCUGCCGUGCUGCGGCCGGCAAGGAGGCGGGAUGGCGACCAACCACACCCAGCAUCGCAGUCAACGGUCCCCGAAGAGGCCCCGGACGCCGUGGCGCUGUUCCUCAACACCUCGUGCCGCCCGCCGCUCGUCAACCCUCAAUCGGAGCCCUCUGAGGGCCUCCCGUCUGAGCCCUCCCGGUGCUGCUGGACCUGCCUCGUGUGGACGCAAGCCGUCCUCAAGCUGCGAAUGGCGAUCUCCUUCUCUGCUGAUACGCAGCCCGGUCUUCCGCGCGGCGCGGGGCAAUCGAGAGCGCCUCACGACGACCCGAUGUCCAUUCGGCUGACUGACUGCGACAUUCGGUUCCAUCAGCAGCGGUCAGCGCGACAUUGUCACGUGUCGACACGCGAGACGGCCGAGGUUCCCACGGAGCUCGCGUGGCACACCUUGGGCGAGCUCUACAAGCUGUUGCACGAGGUGGCGCCCCACUCUCUCUCCCCCCUGCCGUCGACGUGGCGCCGCAGGCUGCCUCUGCCACAAGGGCAUGGGCCGUUCUGUGCCGAGCUAGCCCGUGCCCUGGGCGAGGUGCAGAGGCGGCGCAUGGCUGCUGAGAUGGAGCUGAUGGCCAUCGCCAUCCAGUGCCUGGCGACCAUCCACGGCGGCCGCGUGACCAUUGACCCUCCCACCAGCCCCCUCUCCCCCCCUCUUGGUCCCAGCGACGCAGCGCAGACAGCGUCCAUCAGGGUGUCCCUGCCCGCGACCCCUCCCCUCACCGUCGGCUGCCUACCGUCCAGCGGCUAUGUGGACCACGUCGCGCGUCCCUCCCGGGCCAAGGCGGCACGGCGGGGUGCGUGGGCGAGCAAGUUGGCGCAGGUCAAGAGGGAGGAGGGUUUCUCUGAAGAACGGCUCGAUCGCAUGAUUGCCCGGCUGUGGCGGGAGGCGCCUGACGCGUGCACGGCGCUGAGAGAUACCGAGGCGGCUGAUGGCGUGGAGGUGUAUGAGGGGCUGGAGGGGGGCGGGGGGCUGAAAACAAUCGUGGGGCUGCUGUUCGCCGAGAUGGCCACCGAUGAGGCGCUGCUGCAGGAACUCAGAGACCCUCACAGACUCGUUUACAGGUCAGUUAGGGACAGGACACUCGAGUCGAUGCACCGAUACUUCUGUCGAUCCUCACUCUGCAGAACGCUUCUCGUUCGUUGCCUGGCGAGCCUUCUGGCGAGCGGUGCUGUGGAUGAGGGCAGUAUGUGUGACGCCAUGCCCCAGGUGCCCCGCCAGACGUCGGACCACGACGGUGACGAGACCAUGGAUGAGGACGGAGGCGGCCAGAGAUUCAGACACGGCCUGAUGGGCCUGGCGCAAUUCAUCUCUAGGUCAGACUACCCGCAUCACGCGACCGAACUAACUGACUAACUAACUGAUCUCAUGGCCUUGCCCGUGUUGUGCUUCGACAGGGUGCAGAAGCUCCUGCUGUUCCGCCUCCAGUGCUGGGUCUUCGACAGGUCUGUCGUCCGCCACUACAGCACACAUGAGGAUGAAGACGACGACAACGCCACCAUACCCGAAGACCCAGAGGACUCGCAACCAAACCACCGCCCACCACCCACAGCCCCAUCCCCCUUCCCCAGCCCCACUCCUCCCGUCCCAUCAUCAUCCCUUCUCGCCCGCGACACUGACGGCAGCAGGCCAGCUGACCAGCACAAUGAAGACCCCUACGCGCGAGAAGGCCCCUUCACGGCCAAGCUGGACUCGGCGAGCCCUGCCAUCCGGGAGGCGGGCGGGCUUACAGCGGCUAUCUGCAUCAACAGCCUCCUGUCGCUCAUCGAACGGCUGAUGCCGCUGUGCAACGAGGGUGUGAGGGCCCACUGCAACACGUUCCUCAAGGACGUGCUCAAGGGAUGCCUCCCCGUCCGCUCGGCCGCCUCCGACUGCCGCCGCAUGUACCGCACCAUGCAGGCCAGGCGGUCGUCUGGCGGGCCGCCCAGGGCCCUCCCCAUCAGCACCAGCAGCCCCUCUCUGCUGCUGGGCGGAGGGUUGGAGGGGAUGCCCCCCACCAAUGACAGGGAGAGCGACACGCUCAUCAACCUCGUCGACGACUCCUCCGAGAGCCUCCCGGCCGACCACCAGCCAUUCGCCAGGAAGAGCGCCCCGAAUGCCAAGAAGCGGGCGAGGAGCCAGGCGUCCCGUGACGACGGUGGCGGUGGCGAUGGUGAUGCGGACGGCGAGGAGGUGGACGAGCAGAGGAGAGGGGAAAGACGGCUGCUCAGCUUCGGCUUUGCGGCGGUGGGCGAUGGGUCGAUUGAGCUGGAGUGUGCGCCCGUGUCGGUCAAGACGGGCAACGCGUGGCUGGAGGAGGGCUUCGAGGCGGUGCUGCGGGACAUCGUGGCGGUGUGUCUGCGGCACCAGCCAGUCAGGGAGCUGCCGGAGACACUCGGAUAUGUCAUCUCACACGCGGCGCUCUGGUACGUGUAGGAACGACCGACAAGCGGGCGACACAAGCGACACACCUGCUGUGGCUGUCUCCCUUUUUCUUCGGUGCUGUGUCCACAGGACGGGCCGGUCUGCGGUUCUUCACCGUGGCGUGCAGCUGGAGGUGUUGGAGUUCGUCAGUGCUGUCCUGCUGCAGCAGCACAUAUUCAGGUCAGCUGAACACACAGACACGCUCAAAUGCAGAUGCAUCCAUGCCACUCUCAUGUGUCGCGUCCGUGUGUGUUCCCAUCCCAACAGCCGCGUGCACACCCUCGACGCCCACGGCCGCCCCCUCCUGUCUAGCCUCUGCCUGGCAUUCGUCGCCAAGCAGUCCGGCCCCGACAUCGACCCGGCACACCUCUUCUCACUCAGACAACAGAGGAACAACAACAACAGCAGUCGACCGUCACGGUCAGCCACAUCGCAUCAACCCGACAGCAGAGGGAGAGGGAGGGAGAGAGAGCCGCGCACCACGGGAGAGGCUUCCCAGGCCGCCGAGUCGCUCGACAUGGACAUCUUCAAGAGCGCUGGGGAGCUGCUGCAGGGCGUGGCGCAGAUGACCUGCUACGUGGGGGCUCUCUACCUCCGAGCCGACUGCCCCGUCCCGUCACGCCAGCGGUCCAUCGGCGACGGCUGGCGGCGCCCUGACGGGACCACGGCCAAGCACGUGCGGCAGCGGUGGGUCAAGGCGGCCCAUCUGCUGGCGCGGAGAGCUCUCAAGGCCUUCCCUGACUCGGGCGACGGGCUGACCCCUGCGGAGCUCCACACCCACCAGAUGCUGCGCCGGGCCGCCAACCAGCUGGAGGACUGUCUCAAGACCCUGGCGCCCCAUCCCCCACUCCCUCCCCCCGCCCCCCCUCCCCCUCCUCCUCCCCCACUUGUGCGCGAUAGGGAGCCACGGGCGGACUCCCCAAGCCGUACCCUCUCUGACACACCCACGGGCACAGCGUUCUUCUCUGACCUCGACAACCACCCGAGAAGGGAGAGGGGGGAAAGGCCACAGGCGCCAGACGACGGUCCUGACGGGGACGAGGCCAUGGCCCCAGCAGCCGCAGCCCCAGACGGCCACCCCGACAGCGAUCCGAGGGAGAUGAGGCGGGAGAGACGAGCGGCUGGCAUCCCUGCGCCGAUCCCCGAUGACCCUCCAGAGUCCCCAGACAGACGGAUGAGAGGCAGGAGUGCGCACGAGGACGGAUCGGUCUCACCGCCUCCCUCGUCUGUUGCGCGCCCCGCCCGCAGCGAAGGCGCCGCUGACAGAGGGCGGAAGAGCAGCAGAGGCGGCCGAGGGCGGGGCAAGUCCAAGCCAGGCCAAAGGGGCGGGGCGCGGAGAGGGCCCGGCAGGCCGCGUACAAAGAAAGAUGACGACGCUGAUGGGUAUGAGGCGUUGCGUGGAUUUCUUGACUAUGAGGGCAACGAGGAGGGCAUGCUGGCGAGCUCGGGGUCGGACUCGGGAGGGGAGGGGAGGGCCAGGAGGGGAAAGAAGGCGGGGGCGACCGAUCCUGCGAAGGCCGAGGUGAGUCGAGAACCCAACAAGGAUGUCACGCGGACACUCUAGGGAGGUGUAUGUGUGUGGUCAGGAUCCGGUGCGUGUGUUCAAGAAGGCCCGGAUGUCUUCCCACUGGAGCACAUUUAUCGACUCGCUCACAAGAUGACGAGCAGCGGGGAUAGGAAGGAUGAGUUGGUUGCAGUGCAGUGGGAUCAUCAGCGGCCGGCCUGUGGUUAUCAUAUCGGGUGUGGUGUUUGGUUGGUGUAUUUGUUUCUCGACAGACACGUGAUGAUGCAUGUAUUACUGGAUGUGUGGACGUACAACGAUGCCUGACGCGGACCACCUGAUUGUGUGUACGCUAAGCCUAUAUUUGUGC
This is a messenger RNA of Vitrella brassicaformis, 7239 nucleotides long. Lineage: Eukaryota; Vitrellaceae. The record is from the annotation of a GenBank genome assembly.